AUGGUUUCCCGGGCGUCUUCCUCAAAUUCGCAAGAGUCAGGAAGACCAGAUGUGGGAGAGGGCACAAGUGACUGGUACAGCGAAAUUGCGUACCCAGGCAUGCCACCAGCCCCCUAUCACACCAUGUACAACCGGUCAGAACUUCAUUCAAGAAAAAAUGGAACAGCACGGAGCAAUAUGCAUGAAUUGGCCCCUUAAACGCACACAUAAGGCAGCAGCGGCAUGGAUCUCAUAUGUGCGAGAAGAAGCCACCGAAGUUUUACCUUCAGGCCAGCGGUCGACUGCUGAACGCACAAACAAACACUGGGUUGACAGCAUGGCAUAAGUGGAAUCGGUCGUUGGCAGCCAUCCAAGUCGCACUUUUAGCACACCGUGAUAGUCUUAAGCGCGUCAGCUGAGAGCCGACAUUAUUCUCUCUGCCCUUUCUCAUGCAUCGCUCAGAUUCCCAGGCCGAGUAACCAGCCGAUGUUGAGGCUGGGGGAAGUGCCUGACAAAACUGGGAACGGCCCGUAUACGCGAACCACACACGCAACCCGGCAGCCAUACACGCACGUCAGGAUUUUAUGUUAAAGAGAUAGAUAGCUCGGACUUCACGUGUAGCAGAGGACCCACAUGCAGGAGUUAAAGAACACACUCCGCACUUACAUGCAAGAUGCCUGCGCUGUGUGAUGUUGGAGGUGUUCAUGAGUUGUGCAUGCGCUGAUGGGAAAAUGUGUGGCGUAUGGCCUAGUCUAUGAUGACUUUCCGUAGAUCUUCAUGGACACGCAUGUGAGUGAAAUUCGAAGGGCUAGGCGGGCAGUCGAGGAAGUGGUGGCGGAUGUGCAUUGGUGUCCCAGGCACUGAUUUUCCAGCCUCUGUUACGGGGGAGACGGAGGUUUCGGUGGUCGACGGUAACGGGGCAUUGGAAGUCUGAUUAUCGAUUGUGAGGGAGGUUGUUGUUCCGACGACGUGGAGGUUGAUGUGGAGAUGACGACGACGGGCGGUUGCGGGAGCCGCAGUUGAGAUGGCUUGCUUGUUUUUACAGUGGACCUGGGACGUUCGACGAGACUAAUUUGUGCGCUGAAAGCUCGUUGGCAGUGUGGACAUUUCGGAAAGAAUUGAGUUUUGCAGGUGUGGAUCGGGGAUUCCUGAGACUUGUGAGUCGUUCUUUUGGCCAUGGCAGUGGUUAACCGAUUGGCUUCACAAAUUGCCGCUGCAGUUUUGAGUGCCCUUCUCCAGGACAAGCGGUCCUGUGCAAGGUCUUCCCAGGUGUCCGGGUCGAUUUGUAAGUGCUUCGAAGUAUUCUUAAAGGUUUCAUUGUAGUGUUGUGUUCGACCUCCCUGCAGGUGAGCAUCAAUAUCAACAACUCCCAAGCAGAUCCAUUUGCGUAGUCGCUCAUCACCCAUUCUCAUGAGGUGACUGCCCCAUCGGAGCUAUAUUCGCCUCAGCAUGCGCGGAUGCUGACAACUAUGGUUCGUUCUAAAAUCUCCGUGUCCGCGAGCCUGUCCUGCUGCCUCAGUUUCAUGAUUCUCCGGAUAGAAUGGAGAUAAAAGUGACUGAGCGUCUGCGCUUGUUUCUUGUAGACUGUCCAGUUCUCCGCUUACCACUUCAGUGUCAUCAAGACGACGGCUUUGUACUUGAGUUCGGUGUUGAAGUGCCGACCGUGGCGAUGCAUACUGCUUUCUGCAGCCGACAAAAGGUCUAUAUGGCUUUCGAGAUCUGGUUAGCCACUCUGUCGCCGACUUUAGUGAAGCCACCCUUUACACCAACAUGCUUUUCAACAAUUUAAAAACGCUUUCCUUCUAGUCCGACAAGCAAAUGAAACAUUUAUGGAAGCCAUUUUCCCCACAACCUGUCUCUUCUAUGCCCAUUGUCCUUAGCCUCGCUUGAGCCAAUGGAACGUCUAUAGUCCUCAAAAUGCUCCAACCUAGAACUUAUGUUGAAGACAAGUGAAUUAAUAAGGAAGGCUUUGCCGCAUUUGAUAAGUUAUAGUUUCUAUCGACAGUGGAACUUAAAAAACGCAAUGGAGUAUAUCUGAUUUACAUAAAUGUCACCCUUGAGCAAAGUGUUUUUGAUGUUUCGAAUAAAUUCCCGGUUAAUAAAGAUGUUUCGCUCCAAUCCUAGAUUUGCAAAACAUACUGAUAGGAUGUCUCUACCCCUCUCCAGAAUGCAUUAAUAAUGAAAUAGGUCUGAACCGUUUGAUAGGCAAUAUGUCAAUAAAUAAAAAUGAGCACAACACAAAUUAGGAUUAUUUGAGCUGGCCAGAGAUGAACUGUAUCAAGCUGCCAGCCCCCACCGAACGCGACGAAUUGUUAUCUUCUAUUGCCCUCUACGAAUGGACACAAAUAGUACAUGGACCCGCGGGAAUAAACAACUUACUUGACCUUUUUUCAUAAAUGAUAUCUGGCUUAUAUCUAGGCAUUAUGACAAUGUAGUCUUUGCGAGCAGUCAUAAAGCAGUAAUAUCCAUCUUCCCCUGGGCAUAAACCAAGCACACGAUCUUGUCAACACCCACUGAGACUCUAGAACACUCAACAACCACAAUAAGCAGCUAUAUCAGGUCAUUUGACUGAAGUCCCUGCCUUCUAACAACUCCUACGAAAACAGUUCACCUUAUAUACUCCAACCUAUUUACUAUUCGCGAUACUCUAGUAAAGGUGGUGUCCCACAUAAGGAGCGGAGAAUUCCAAAUUCUUUUUCAAAGGGAGUUGAAGUCCAAAAAACGGGUACAUGACCACUCUGUUGGUUAUCUAUCAACAUUCCGAUAAAUUAAAGAAAUUCAGGACAUAUUUAAAAAAAAAGUGGAAACAAGGAAGGCCAUAGCUGCAAUGCACCGUGGACAAACGACUUUAAUAAUUCAAACGAAGAUGAGUACUUGCCGAAGGCCAGGAUCGCCAUUCAGGGUAAGUAGUAAUAUAGAGAAAGUAAGAAGCUAACGUGUCUAGCAAUUUCUUCCCUACCAAAACUACAAUGAGAGAAGAACCACUCCCCAACCAACCGAACUAACAGUCUGUAUUCUUAAUGAGACCUUGUUUAGUGAAGAAACCGUUGAAACAAGCAUCAAAUAAAUUCCUAUCUCCACUUCUUAUCAGAUAGGUAAAAUCCCCUCACACGUACUGAAACAGAUAGGUAGAUAGAGAGAAACGAAUAGAAUAUGUUUAUAAAUAAAUAAAAAAUUUUAUUGAAAAACCCCUGAGGGUCUCGUCAUAGCAAGUAAAUAUAGAUUAUCAAUCGAAUUUUAGAGUAAGUAGACAGAUUCUGUACAUUAUUCAGUUUUCGGUUGCAGAAUAAACAGUCACAUAUAAAAACGGUCAGCGAGCAGUGCGACAACCUCCUUAUACAAAAAACUAGAUGAGUAUGAAUUUAAGGAGAAAAUCUGAUGCUCAAGAAAGGGAAAAUAUGCGGGUCGAAUUGGGCUGGCCUGAAUAUGGUAUUUUAUAAGAUAUUCAAAGCGUAAAUCGUCACAGCAGAUCUUCCCGAACCGAAGGAGGUUGUUCGCCUCGAUUUCCGUUGAAAUGAUCAACGGUCCAGGACUUUGUCAUCAAAUCAACCCUUUUGUGCUGAACCGUUCGGAACCCUCAAAUCCGAGAUUAGUUGAAAUUUGGUUAUAAUUGUAAUAUUUGGUCGAUUUCUGCGUCAAUUUUCGACCGAUUUUUAUUAGCUGUCGAAAAUAAUAUAAAUCACUAUACACUCCCUCCAAUUAACCAUGACCGAUGUUAAGUUUGAGGCCGACCAAGUAGAUGUUUCGGCCAUCGUGUGUUUCCAGCAGUUUAUCGAGAAACAUGAACACAUUUUUACGAUUCUCGACUCACUAACAAACUCAAAUCCAUUCACGAACAGCCUAAUGAGCCUACCACAAAUAGAAUCGAGCACACAUUUAGUUUCAUCAGAAGUCGGGAUAAAUCAAAACGCAGACUCAAUUUAAUUAUCCGCAAUAUACUCCACACGGUUAACCCAACACCAUAAAUUCAAAAACUUAUACAUUCGUGUGGCCUAAACAUCCGCAUAGUUACCACCACAAGACUUCACUCUAGAAGCAAAAAUAAACCCGUCUUAGUAACCUUCUACUCACAGACCGAAGCUGAACAUGUCCUAAAAAACCCUAAAUUAAAGAGAAAUCUGCGGAACCUAAACUGAUUUAUAUGUCCAGAUUUGACAACGAUGGAAAGACGAAAACUUAGGGAAAAGAGACACUAGCAACAAACACGAUAAUCUGCACACCGGUCCUUCAAAUGAACCACUAGCUACUACUUCUAUUUCUGGCACUAAUAAAAGGAAAUACACAGACCAGCGUAAACAAAACGAUAAAUCCACAGCCCCUGUAGAAGGACCUCCAGCAAGUACGUCUGACUCUAGUUCUCAUGCAAAAAACGCCUAACGGUGAAAGCAGUCAGGACUGCUGGGCAGAAACAAACGAGGGAGGCACAACAAAACAACAACGGAAGACAAAGAUGCGUUCACUGGAACAAGAACUUUAUUGGCCUGACGUUCCGGAUUCUCAUUCGAAUCCAUCAUCAAAGACAUUCGCAGGUAAAGAUCAACGUUCGGUUGGAACAGAACGAUGACGCAGAUCCCGGACCCAGUCACGUAAACGUUUGUGUUGAAACACUUAAUGCCGAUUUACUACGCUUAAGCGGAUGGGGUUCAACAUAGCGGAUGGAGUUUUCAUCAUCCAAGUGUAGUUUCAUGUCUUUUGGUCCUGCCAAACUUCCUGGUCCCAUAAUUUUUCAGAAUAAACCACUCUCAGAAUGCUUCACCAUAAAGGACCUAGGUCCAAGUUAUACAAAUAAACUUGCUUUAUCACCUCAUGCAGAUAGAACCUCUGCCAAAGCCGCGCAGAUAUGUGGAUUCAUAUCGCAUAUUUCCCCUCCGCAAGCGAAGAUAAGUCUUUAUCAAAUGUUUGCUCCUCCAGUCCUCGAAUACUGCUGCCCUUUCUUUGGUUUAACGAACGCCUGUGACCGCUAUAAGAUCGAAAAUGUGCAGAGGGUUUUCCCCCGGAAACUGUUUACUCAAGCUUCGUUCGGUAUUUCUUAUACUCAGAGAUGUCAGCUGUAGAAAAUUAAGUUUUUGUGGUUUAGAAGACUCAAAGUUGGCCUUUGCUUCCUUCUUCGCACCAUCUCUAGCUCCAAUCCUCCGCUUUUUGACACUCUCACUCCGAAACAUCGGUCUUAUUCCACGCGCAACUUCUCCAUGGUGAUUCCGUCGCCUAUCUGCACUACAUCUAAGCGCUUCCUCUUCUUUGCUUCCAAAUAUGCUUUGCAUUGGAGUAAUCUUCCGCCAGAAAUUAGGUCAUCGCCUAAGUUACUGGUAUUCAAGUCGAAAUUCCGCAAACAUCUUACACCGGAAUGCAUAAAGGCACUCUUAACGGUCUCAUUCCCGAACACUCAGCUUCUUGACUUCGAGAAGGGUCUUCACGGGAUUUAGUGGUAGAUUAAGUGGUAACUCUUAAUUCUAUCAUUAUAAAACCCUGUUUUGAAUUGGCUUCUAAAUCCACUGCUAUCACUCCUCCCCCAUAGCGAAAAUUUUCGCGGUUUUGGAUGUCAUUUCCCGCAUUCAUACCUCAUGCGGUCUGUCGACGCUCACGGCGGAACCCUCAGUAUUCGCCGUCUACUGGUAGUUGGUCGUACCGCCCUCCCCCACUCCUCGGCUGAACUCGAAGCGUACUUUAGCCGAUCACGUCUGGGUUCCACUCGUCUGGCCCCUUUGACGCGAAUAGUCUCAUCCGGCGUAUCAAUCCUGCCCUGAUGAUUUCAGUUCUGAAUCCCGUACACAAUACCACAUGCUGACCAGUCCUGUCCGACCCGCAAACGUACCCCUCAAGGCUGACACUUAUUUCUGCCCUGACGAUGUCCGAGUAUAAUCCGUUAUAUACCGCCACAUGCAGGCCAGUCCUGCCCGCGUUCAUCUGUUAUUAUUAUUAACGAGGUUUUUACUCCUGUAAAAUUAAUCCAGUCAUUUUUAAAUUUUUAAGUGGAGUUUUUCUCAUCGCUCGCUCAUCAUUUUUCUUAACGGACUAUAAAUUCACUUUAAACAGAUUCUGCCUACCUCGUCUAAAAUUCCAUGUAAAUUUAUUUUUACUUGCUUUGAUGGGACCCCGAUGGGUCUAUGAUCAAAAAUUAUUAUUAUUAGAAGGACCAACAAAAUUUAUAGGGGUUAAAGUUCCCUUCUAGACACAACCCAUCCAGCGAAACUGAACCUCCCUCCUUUGAGCUAUAGGCAAAUGGACCGGGAGAUCCCAGAAGCAUUCCGAAUUGUGAAGGGCUCUGAAUGCAGCAUAGCAUUUUGGAUUUGGCACCUCAACUAACUGUAGUGGCCAAGCGGUGAUGGUGUACGUUCAGUACGCCACAACUUCAGGCCAUAUCCCAAGUUGUUAGAAGCGGGACGCCAGUUGAAGAGGAAAGUGAUUUAUUUGUUCUGCACAGAAUACUGAAGGGAAGUUGGCAACCGGACGAGGAUGCGUCCGGCGCCGCGCAGGCGGCGUCCGCAAGAGCGACGAGCCGUGUGUCGCCGAAGGUCGCCGCUGCAAAAGUGUCGUGGCAAAUUGUUUACGCUAGUGUUCUGGGCUGUUUCCGCCUGUCUUACCAAUCAGCGAUAGUUGGUGCAUAGAUUGGCUUCAAGCCCACGCGAGGGUUGUGAGAAGCCGCGCAUGGUGCAGGCAGAGUAUCGACCAGAUGCGUGGUGCAGGCAGUGGAUUGCAACGAGGCAAAUCGAAGCCGGGCAGACGUGCGUGCCGUAGCAGGCUGUCGCUAGGACGUAGGUGCAGGCGCUAGCAAGAGGCGCAACGUUGUCACUAUGGCUGUCCACUACAUAACCUCCGCGGUCUGUCAUUAAAUCUCCUCGUUCAACAGGCAGGGCAGGACUUGUAUAAUUUCCUCUUACUGUUAGGGUAGUCAAAUCAUGAUACAUCUCUGAAGAUAAUAAUAAUUGUCUUAAAUGCCGGUUUGCAGACAGUUUCACGCUACAGUUAAGGUACUCAAAGGCACGUGCCUAUUUCCCUCAAUAAAAUGAACUGGUCUGAUAUCUCACAAUCAUGCAUAUCUACGCUGAAUCGCGCUAUUGCAAAGUUAGGUCCCAAGAAAUGAGCAUUUCCCCACCGAAAUUCAUUAGAUUGUAAAUGAGUCCCGGUCAUUCGUAAUAGUGUCACGCCUUGGCUGCCAGCACCCACUAUGGCCCUACUUUCGACUGUUUACCACGUUUUUCUUGUUGCUACUGCUGUCUCUGACAAUGUCCGCUGCUCUAUUGUCGUCCCCCACUAACGAAAACUUUACACAUGCCUUUUAAAUCCACCGUUUGGUGCUGGGUUCGAGUUUUAAUCCGUGGAGCUUUUUUGUAGAAGUGACCCUAAAUUCCUCAAGCAGUUGAAUAAGGCCACCGUGUUUUUGCUAUUAAGCAUAUAGGGCCUGGUAUGCUGCGACUGAAUCGCGCUCCCGCGCAGCGGCCGUAGCCGCCUAGAAUAUUGCAGAUUCGGCUGCCAAACAUGUUCGCAAUCGUCGAUCCACGCCCAUACUUAUUGACCUGGUCAAUGUAGUGUUCUAAAUGUCAUACAACUACGAAUUACACAGAAAAAGGAUUUAGUUUGACAUGACUUUUAUCACCAUAACUGUGUGUAGUUGAAUAAAACACAACAAAAAAAUAACUGUAGGAAAAUAUGGUACCCGUAAAGGAGAUCCGUUUGAAGACUGAAACGCUCAAUCAUUGGUAGACGACGCCGUAAUAAGUUGGAAGGAGAAAAUGCGAUCAUUUGAACAAAAAGUUCAUUGGUCUGACGUUUCGGGUUCUCAUUCGAACCCAUAAUCAGAUAUGAUUGCAGAUAAAGGCAGUGGAGGCACAAAAACUGCAGUAUUUAUAAUACGUAGUUGCCGUGGGUCUAUAUAAAUGCUAUAAUUAGCAGCUCUCGUGAUCGCCGUUGGUGAUCGUAAUUAUAGCAAUAAUGGUUUGUCAGUUCGCGUCCGAAUCGUAAAUUGUCACAAUUUCAUCAUCCGUGUUGGACGUCAACGUGGUGGUUGCUCGGAAAUCUGGCCCGCUGUCACCGUUUAGCUGAUCUCUCGCGCCCUCCCCACAUGAUUUAUUCCCCUACUCGGGGAAUGUCUCAGCACUGAAUAUGGUACCGCGAGGUCAUUGCGCUUGUCGACGGAUUGCGGACCUGAUGACCAUGAUUCGAGCAGCUCGCGACUCACGUGUUUGUCAGUUCUUGCAAGGAUUUCGGCGGCUUGAAACUCGAAAAUAUGGCCAGGUUCCGGGGAAUGAGCUGCUACCUGAAAACUAGCGUCUUUCCCCCCUGACCUCUGCAGCGUGCUUCGCCAUGCGCGUCCGGAGUAAUCUCCCAGUUUCUCCGACGUAGUUGCUCUGUCCGCGACUGCACCAAAUCCGGUAAACGAUUCCGGACGUUGCCUGCCGUGGCAGUGGGUCUUUCGGCCACAUGACUUGACGCCUGAUAGAUGCUUCCGACCUGUGUGUAAUCCCACCUACAAGUGGAAUGAGAAGGCGGCUGACGGCUUCCGGUGCGCUCCCCAAGUACGGGCUCCAGCGGCGAUCGCGAGAUCUGUUGAUUAGAGGGCGCAUGAGACUUCAAGGUAUUUAAGUACUAUAUAUACUGCAGUUCUUGUGCCUCCGCUACCCUUCCAUGCAACCGUCUCUGCUGAUGGUUUCGGGUGAGAACCCAAAACGUCAGGUCAGUAAACUUCCUGUUCCGGUAAUCACAUCUUCUUCCCCUUCGUCCUCUCCUUCUUCUGAGCUGCUUCCUGGGACUCGCUCGUCGCUUCUAUUGGCGGUAAUGACUGUAGUCUUGCGAGCAAAUUUGUGGAAGAGGCCCCGGAGGGUCGAAUCGAAGAUUACGAAGUGCACAGAGAGGUGGAUAUCGCGAAACAGCCCAUACGUAAGAGAUGAAAAAACCGGAUACCGGCUAUUGAAGAUGACUCGCAGGGCCACCCUGAGCCCAUGUAAUUUUAAACUGGGCAUGAGAGCCUUAGUUUGUUAAAAUAGUCAGUGCUUCACUCAGGUUUAAACGUCAGGCCCGAUAAAUUAUUACUCAUCAUAUCAAAACAAUUGUCCUGAAUAGUUUUGUACCACACAGGAGUGACAAUUAUAGUCAGAUAACCCUGUUGUCGACUGCGAGUGUGAGCAUCGAUUGUUUAUUUUCGCGGUUAUACUUAUCUCGUAGACAAAUCCCCGCGCAUGUCGAAGUUCGUCAAAAAAUGUAAGUAAGGGGUGCGCUCUGGAUGUCUUGUUAUUUUUUUAAUCCGCUUACUUAUUAGUUGGGGCAACUUCACACAUCGUUUUUUCCUCGAAAUUACUAGACUUGCAUUCGUCGUCUACACUGUUCACAUAUGUGCGUCUGUCUUCUUUUGCUGCCGUUCUGCCUUAAGCUGUUUUAGAGUUGUCGUAAAGCGUGAUAUUCAGUUAUUUUUUUCGAGUGUUUUGGCUUACUCAGAGCGCAGUUGAUAAGGGAUUUUGUCACUGGUUCUCUUGUUAUUUGUCAUAAGUCGUGCAGUGGCGCCAACAGUACGGUCAUCUUUAAAGGCUCCAAAGUUCACUCAGCUGGACUUUCGUGCGAAAUUACUGACUGGAGAACUUAGAGUAAUACUCAGUGGCCCCUUUAUGCGACCUUUAUACAAACCUCACGCAUGCGAGUUCCGAACCGCCCUUCUGAGGACCUGGUACUUGCUCUGAGUACCAUGUGUGCGGCACACGUAAUCGGACUGUCCUGCCUUGUUAGCUGCUGUAUCUGAGUCCGCCUCCGGUCAUCCUCACAUUGUCUUACCAGAUGGAUGAGGGAUCAGAGAGUGUAAAGUGCAGACUAACCACAUGCAAUUCAUAGUGCUGCGCCCACUGCGUUGGGCAUUCGGUAGAUGUCGUUCGCGACGGUCGCUCAUCAUCAAGUUUUCCUUUCCCAAUAUGACCAAUGACUUACUAAUAUGGUGAUUGGUCAUCGUUGUCAUCAUUAUCGUAAUGGAACAACUACCAUUUAUACAGUCAACACCCUCAUCAUCAGUGGCAUUUCGCGGGCUUAAAAAGAACCGCCGCUGCUCGGGGCGCACUGGCAUCCUGCGCGUGGACCAGGAACUAGUAAGGGGAACGGGCGCACCAUCAGCCUUAUGUUUUUCGUAUUUCCUCCACUAGAUGGACGUGCCAGCAAACCUUGCACCGCCGCAUUGCGUGUGCGACGGGCUCGGUCUCCACAUUAAUUAAACCAACAGUAACGCUCGAAUAUCCUUAUUUUCAGUACUUGCUAUUGAGGACACAUUGAAGAGUCGUCACGGCUCACAAGUAUUAAUCGAUUGUCUAGAUAGUAAUUUUCAGUACCACGAAUUCUAAGGCACAGUUUACAUCUGGAUGCACGUUAGUUGAAUGCUGCCUGGAAGGCCCACUCCGUGCAUCUGUGGUAUUCAAGACUGGCAAUUAGGCGCGAUGGCAGACCAUGUAUUUCGUUCUCUCGCGCACUACACACAGACUAAUUUCACUCAGAAACGGGAGAAAACACUUAGAGAGCCCACCCUGUCACAGAAUACAAGUCUCGUUUAAGGUUUGAUGCCACAGCGCGACCCAUGCUAGUGCCAAAAUCACAAACUUUGGCACUACCGUCAACAAAACCAGCACCACAAGGUACAUUAUCAUCACCAUGCAAAUAAUAUUAAUAAUCGUAGCUCCGACUAGUUGACUUGUAAUCUACCGUACUCAUUUUAUGAGCCGCCCACUGCACGUCGUUCACACCAUUGUUGUAUUGUCUAAACCGAAAGCCUUUGCAUAUCCAAAAUCUGGGUAUUUUGUUCUCCCUUUUUUUUCCCAGAAAAUUUCGCCACCAGUCUUAUGGGCGCCUUUUUGGAUAAGCCGGAGACCAAGAAACUCACGGCUUCCGGCAAAGGGAAUGGCAUUUCCUACGGUAUGAGUAGUAUGCAGGGGUGGCGUGUGGAGAUGGAGGACGCACACGUCGCCGUUUUGGAACUUCCUGGCGCCCUUUCGACGUGGUCCUUCUUUGGCGUAUUUGAUGGGCAUGCUGGUGCUCAAGUUUCCAGUCAUUGCGCAUCGAAUCUACUUAGACAUAUUUUGGACACCCCAGUCUUCAAGGAUAUGGUCGCCUCAUCUGAGAAGCAGCACUCCAUUGACGAGAUAAAAGCAGCGAUUGUUGAAGGUUUUUUGGCGUUUGACGCAUCUCUACUGCACGACAACCCCUCCGAAAAAUCAGGCUCUACUGCUGUAGUUGCCUUUGUAACACCCAAACACAUAUACUUUGCCAACUGCGGGGAUUCUAGGGGUAUUCUUCUACGAAAUUCUUCGCCCUCCUUUGCCACCGAAGACCACAAACCCUCAUCUCCAGGCGAACGACGGCGGAUUAACAACGCCGGAGGGCACGUCAUUCUCUCCCGCGUCAACGGAUCGUUGGCUGUAUCGCGGUACGUAAUUGCAUUACACCCAAAUUGUUAGUAGAAGUUCUUCACCUGAAAGCUCUGAUUCACAGUCCGGUGCUGAUGCAUGCAAAUCAAAGCUAAAAUCUGCCAAACACUAGUUAAACGUUUACCGAAGGCUUGCAAAUGUGCCUGCCUCCUCAAGUCUUUCUGACUGUCCACCGUCGUGAUUUUAUCCUUUUUGCCAAUUCGUGGUACGGCACAUCUGCAUUAAUUAUAGACCAAUUCACAUCAAACUUUACACACACUUGACAUUGCUGAGGUUUUAAGGCUCGUGCGACUAAUGAGUGAUCUUCAGUACACAUUAGGAGAACGCUGUGCAUUCGGGUUGGAUGGCGAUAGCUAAAAGUGGCUCAUCUAGACAAGAUCAUGCUCGCUUAUCGCACCGAUCUUCGGCCCCUUUAGGUGUUUCCCAACGUCUGCACGGUUCAAUCAGAACGGGUCCCUGAAGAGAUUUUUGUUUUGGUUAUCCGUGUAUAGUCAUUAGUGUCUGGUUGGAGUUUUUUCAACUGAAAUCAAACUCACAUGAAAAUCACGUUCACCAAUCCAAUCUGGCUUCAGGGUGAAAUAUGGGCAUUAAUUUCGCCAUAGGUUCGCCGGAUAUCGAGUUCUCACAAGAGUCGCAUAACGAUGGACAAUCAGCGAUCGAGAAGUGUUAUCCGCAAAUGAAGGGAGACUGCAAUAGCCAUUCCUGGCUUAUUUGCCGCCUUCACUCAGCCAUGCUCAUCCCCAAACUAGUUGAACUUUAAUUUUGGACUAUAGCCCAGUCUAUCGAUAGGUGACAAUGAAGCGCCCGUAAUCUGUACUACAGCCGGUAUUUAAAGAGCUGCUUCACGCUAACCAAUUGUUCAACUCCAGUUUCCAUCCAUAUUCAUACUGAUGAAUUAUGUCGCUACCGACAACCAUCCAACUUGCAUAAACCCAGUUGACGCCUUCGUUUAGUAAAAGGGUAAGAUCGUUGCGUUCGCAGGUACAUUCGUUCUUGAGGAACUUAUGCGAAUGAAGCAUGCGUUACAGUUAGCCUCGUGAAAAAGGUUAUUUAGCAGUUUAUAUCUUGUAGAGAACGAUAAAACAUCCAUGCUUUCUCUGUCGUACUUUCUGCAGCUAGGUACGCACAAUAUCUUCCGCAUGUGAUCUUUUAGACUCGAUCGUCGUGCUGUUUAGUGGAUCCGUACCACCGAUUCUUUUCUCACGAAGUCUCGUAUUGCAUUAUUGUAACGCAGACUAGCCAAAAAAUCUUGCUUUACUUCGGUUGUGUUAGUUGCAGCUGAACCCUCUCACGGCAGAGGAUGUCACAGAAUGAUUGUUGACUUAGAACAUGGGCUUUGGUCUUGAACCGCUGUCUCUGUUUUUAAUCCCCCUAGCUUGCUAUUUUGUAUCUUACGCGUUCUUUUCCGAAAUUCGGACUAGCUACUUCCCUCUUGUGUCUAAAUUAAGCGGAAUUCGAAGGCUUGACUGUGUCUUCUCAUUAGAUUCUCGCCAUUUCCCCGGUCACUUGUCUUUGUGCUUCCGUAAUAAUCCAUCCCUGUCGUACAUGUUCGUCUGCGCAGUUGCACUGAAGUGGCUCCGUCCGUGAAAUGACCAAAAUAACCAGAGGGGAGUCCGAUGCUGCGUAAAUUUUUCAUGCAAUGAUUUAUUUCACAUGGGAGCUACUUAGGCGUUAAAAGCGUGCUUUGAUCUUCUAAGUGUGGAGAAUCUGUGAGGGGUUGUCUGACCACUAAUUUACGCGGUGGUGUACCUGCAAGGUGGGUUUUGUGAUGCUCGGUUUAGAUGGGGCCGAAGCACGUGUGCUAUAUGCGUAAGACGGAGUUUUAUGCCACGUCAGCCACCACUCCCUACAUGACUCUCGGUAGUACACGAUGACAAAGGGUGGAGGGGAGUUUGCUCAUCCUGCGCGAUUGUUACCCUCCGUAAUAAAUCUGACUGGCACUGAAACCAUCAGAAUACGCUUAAGAUCUCGGCUUGAACUAUUGCUAACUGACAGUUAACUACAUUUCAACGGUUGGUCGGGUCGCAACGGAUGCUUGAUGAGGUUUUUGUGACAACGUGCAUCUAAAAGAGAUCCGGGUUAUUGCAGGCUGGUCGUACGGAACAAGAGACCAACGCAUGCGACACGCGUGGGUGGGACGCUAUGUCGGACAGAUCACCACAUCCAGACCCAAAUCUUGUUGAAUUGAUCAUGUUUUGCCAUGAGAAAUUAUGUUUAUCUGAAGAACGAACAAAGUAGGUACUGCAUGUCCUCAUCACCGUGAUUCAAAUCUCCCACAUGUCACUGCGGCUCUUUCAAGAUUCGUCGUGCUCGUCACUUGCGACAGAUGGGCUGUUAUCUUAGUAGAUAUGAUGCGUCUUUGGGUUAUCAAGACUCCCCGAACGUGUUGGCUUACAAAGCUGGCAUCCGACAGGACCACCUGCUUCUAGUGACUAAAGGUCAAAUCUGAAUGACUUCUUGGUAUGGUCUUAAUGGACACAUAUGGGAUCCGAGUUAAUGAAGUCUGGUUCACGUUUGUUGUGGUUUCAGCACAUGUGUAUGUGGGGCGAAUGCCUUGGCCAGCCGCUGCCAUUGAAAUAUGAUGCCUGUGAGGACGAGGGAAUGAGGUCCAUGCAGCCAGUCUCUAUUGCAAUAAUCUAAAUUGCGUGGAAACCACCGCUUCGAACCGAGACAACGAUGAUACGUGUUCUCUACGAGCAAACUAAUUGUCAAAACAUCUCGCAUCUUUCUCAACCUAAACGAUAGUAAGGGUGUUUUAAAUUUAAGUUUUGAAAGACAAACCGACCCCGAAUAAAAUAUGGGGCUUCGCGUCCCUCUACUUGAAGUUUCUGUGGCAACCAUCUUAUAUAGCCUUGGUAUUGAGGACACUGUACCUUGAGACUACUUAAGCCAACGUCCUACUCAAGAGCAUUGUGAGAGAGGCAAGUGGGUGCAAAUAACUACGAUGCUUCGUUGAUUGUCAUAUAGAAGUAAGCAGUAAGUGGUAAUUCUUUAACACGCAGCGCGACUACCUUGCUUAAAAUAGCUUUGCAAUAUUAGCCAAUUCGAAAUAACGUCAAGCGUGUUUUCGGAGACUUCAUCUUGGCUAAUGUUGCGAGUUAUUUCGCCCCUAAUAACUUAGUCAACUCAGUCGCGUGUUAGCUUUUUAUCUACGAAAACUGUCUACAAAGCAGUUUCGCUGGACUCUCCAUGUCAGUAAAAAUAUGAUCACGGACACUAUAGCUUUAAUGCCCUGACGUUUCAAAAACAGGCAAACCUCCAUCGUCGGGCACCGUUCAUGUUGGCGUGUCUUUGCCUCCAGGGCUGUCAAUGUGGGUCGGGCUGCUGAAGGGUGUUGUCUUUGUUGUGGCACCAAUCUGGGAGGUCGCGGCACUCUGCAUACUGUAAAGCGCAGUACUAAAUUCUCCAACGGCGGAACAUAAUUACCGGCUCAUCUGAUGUAGUCGAUCAACUGUGACCGAAACUCCAGGCUUAAAACAUUGGAUGCCUAAGUCAAGAAUCAAUCGUAAUGGUGUGGGCUAAGUUCUACUGCUCGAAGUACCCACGCCACAGUCUCUACUUAGAAGUACCCACGUUAUAUGGGAGCGGAGCUUUAUGAUAGCUGGUUGCAAGACGGAGGAUAGUACCGGCUUAGUUUCGCUCCAGUCAAAACUAUGGCCUGCACACGUGGUUCUAUGCCGGUGAGCAUUGUAACAGGACGGAAUAUGCCGUCAAUCUUGUUUUCCUCGUCGUAGGCAAAGUGUACUCGGGGCCGCUGAUUUAACCCUAUUCGGUUGCCUUUCUAUACUUUUUUGCAAACAUUUUCCGAAUUCAUGCCCCUUUUCCAAGAGUUCUUUUUUGCAGUUCACCCUGUCCUCGUGCCCAUUACCACAGUGGUUUGCGUUCUUGUCAACAUGAGACACAGAUUUGACGCCAGACGCUGGCACAGUUGGGGAAAUUUAAAAGUGAAAAGCUCCUUAGACGACCCUAACAUUCAGGAAAACCGUUCACAAACCAAAUUUUUCUAGGUUUGGGGACACAUCCUGGCCUGAAAACGUUGGAGGCAAGUUCAUAGGGAUCAGUUGGUUUUAUGUCUGGCGGGACAUGAGUUCAGGAUCUCGGGAGUAAUAGGCUAAUUUUCUACCUGCACAUCACUUGAAUUUAUGACUAACGGACUUCUCAGGCGGGUCACUCACACGUUUGGUGUUAGCACGUAAGCUGCCUAAGAGCUAGGUUUUCCUACAUUCGCUAGCCAGGCUUGUGUUGACCAUAUCCAUCGUCUCGUUCCUUUUCCAGAGCUCUAGGUGAUUUCGAUUACAAGCAAGUAAAGGGCACACCGCCUUCGGACCAACUCGUCUCCCCAGAACCUGACGUCACCUGCCUUGAGCGGAUGCCCGAAGCUGAUCAAAUCCUCUGCCUAGCCUGUGACGGCAUCUGGGAUGUGUACAGUAACGAGGAGUUGUGCGACUACGUGCUGCACCGCCUAAAGUGUUCCUCUUCCCUCACACAUGUGUGCAAUGAAGUGCUUGACACAAGCCUUUUCAAAGUAAGCCCCCCUUGUCUCUAUCUGCUCAUAGAAUUUCCGUAAAUUUUUAUCCUUGAUCCCGCUGAGUUGAUUGACCUUGCACUGCUGAUCCUAAGAUGUCCUUUUCUCCCCCUUGUCUGUCAUCACACCAACGGAGUAAACAUAUGAGAAACUUGAUUGAGGUCCGGCCACUCGGAAAAGCACUCAAGUGUACUCCUGCUUGCCCCUAUGCGUUGUUUUAUUACUUAUUCCACUAUACCUUCUGAUAAUCUGUCUAAAAUGUAAUGUUCCAAGGCAUGAACGGAUAGUUCAUUUCCAGUCGCGAUAUCCAUGGCCCAUUGAGGUCGGAGGUAAAACCCCGAUAAUUGAUAUUCAACUGAUGACGAGGAGACAGAACCCUUGAGCUUAGCUGCGACGUGGCUGCUAUGUCAACACAUUUUCGAUAUCACAAAACCCAUCCCAUAGUUUGGAUCAAUGUGAGCCGAUCCGGCGGAUUCGCAGUCGUUAACAGCGUAUCAGUGGUACCACAGGUCGACUAUCUCUACGAUGGCCGGGCAAGUAUAUGGCAAUGUAACGUGACAAAAGUUGCCUGUAUGCAGCCACCGCCUUAUUGGGGAUUUCGGCAUUGGCACCGACUUUCCAUGAUUAUUUAUAGCACAGCGACCUUAACUGUUUUUGAACGUGGUGGCAGGCGCAUCCGAGUGCACUCUAGUGGGUCGAUUGCCAGAGAAGCAAACUUACGUCUUUAAAAGAUGCAAGAAAGCUCGGUCUCCUGUUGCAACUUGGACGCCGUCCAAUACUCUGACGCACGAUUCUUAAUCUUGUGUCUUCCUAAACGCGGUUGUUGAUACUGCUCGUUUAUUGAAAGUAUAACUCUAAGUCAGACAUAGUAGCAGUCAGAGUUUUUAGGUGUUACAUCGUCUCGAAACUCCGCCUCCUGCUGUUCUUGUACUGCUUUAAAACCAGACUGCGUGGAUGCGCCGACUAGAUAUUCACGCUGAGACGCAUUCCAGAAUCCCACCAUGACUACCAGAAACCGACGACCCUCUGUUUCGUUGACUUCGCCGCUGCGUUCGAUUCCGUCCAUUAUAAAUCCUUCCGGUGAAUAAUGGAACUAGAUACUGUGCCAGAGAAAAUAACCGCCGUGAUCAAGUCCUACUGUCGCCUCACCACUGUGCGGGUUCUGGUCCUCAAGGAUCCAUUCCAACCGUCCGACAUCUGAUCUGGCUUUCGACAAGGUGGCGUCCUGUUGUCUAUUUUGUUUAACUACGCCAUUGACUGGAGUCUCAGAAGGCCCCUACAUUGUUUUGACGGUGUGAAACUCCCACCUGGACGCCGGCUACUCGCGAUGUCGCCCUGAUACCCCCAAGCUUUGGUGAUAUACAGCCUGCGGCGCAAGGGUUAAUGCGUCCCUUCUUUGGUCGGUUUAUCUAUAAACGCCGGGAAAACCAAAUUGUUUUCGUGUUGCGUCCUUGAGUAGGAGAAGACACCCUUUGGAAUUAAUAGCCGCCAACUUGAAGAAGUUGACAGUUUCAAAUACCUCGGAACGAGGCUGCCGCUCAGUGGACAGUAAGGACGACAUUGUCUACCGAGUCAAUGUGGCUCGCUGAGUUUUCUCAACCCUUAAGAAAUGCCCAUGGACCUAACGCGACAUCUCCACCGUCAAAAAACUCUGCGUGUAACGUGCAUGUGUUCGGUCAGUCUUCCCCUGUGGUUGUGAGUGUUGGGCUUUGCGCGGGAAAGAUGGGGGAAGACUGAAGGUAUUUGACUACCACUAUCUGUGGACCAUUCUUCGAGUAAAGUACAUCGACUUCGUCUCAAAGGAAAGGUUCUGCACUCGCUGCAACAGUACCACGAGGAUACCUCAGGCCACCCAAGGAGGAUGACUGAAGUUGUUUAGACACGGUAUCACGGGCUCAGUUAUACUGUCCUCGAUUCGGCGCAGUUGCCCACCUGGAGGUGUCGAGGAGGAGUUCAACUCACGACUCGGCUCAACACAGUUCUCCAAGACAUCGAAGUGGUUCUUGGACCCUCGAUAUUUGGUCACCGUCGCUGGAGAAGAUGAGUCAAGCUGUCCAGAUCUGCUGCCGUAGAUUGUCACACAGGGGGAGGUAAAAUACGUGAUAUCAUAGAGACCAGCUAGGUCAGGCGUAACCACAGCUGCACCAAGUGCAAGUACAGAGUGCGUCGAUAGCAUGACAACUCGGCGUACUGUUUAUAGUUAAACAGGAUUACUGAGUGCACCUCGCUCUGUCCCACCCAUUGCGUCCCGAUGGCAAAACGAAGUCAAGACGGCCAGAGGUGAGCGGGGGUGCAGUGACCGAAAGACUCAAGCAGCCCAUCUACGCGACCUACACGGGCCACUACAUGAGCACUCGGCUUCAUUCAGGGUGUCUCAGUUCUUGCCCAAGUUAAGAUAUUACAGAAGUCUCAUUAAGAGUUAAUAACUACAGCCUGACCAAGUAGUUCCAUCAGUUGGCAGCCUUCUAAACCAAGACUGAUAACUCGUCGCAAUAGCUCCAAAGCACAUUUGACCGUUUAUAAUGAGGAUUUAGCGCUAGAUCCCGACUGAGUCAACCUCGCUCUCCCCUCUAUCAUUCCAAUAACUUGUCUGAGUCGGUCUGACGGGGGAUAAACCUGAGCGUCAUGAUAGACGACGUAAAGUCACCGUCAAACGCAAACCUCGCUCGGACUUGGAGCUCAGAAAUUAAAAGUGCCAUAUAGGCCCUAAUUAAGAGUCAGCUUUCCAGGCUACAACAUUCAGUGCGUUUUAAUAGGCUCAAGCACGCCAAAUUCGUCAUAACCAUCGGUAGUAUGUGUAACACGGGUGACCAAUUUAUUGGUUUUGCUAAGAUUAAUCAAUAAUUUUUGUCUGGCUGCCGGGCGACAUGAUUGUUUGGUUUCCGAACAAGUUACAAAUGGCUGUUUUAGAAAAACUUAAGAAGAACGUUUCUCGGCGUUACUUAGCGGACGUAGCUCCUCCACACGUGGAGACGGUCCCCAGAUGCUCAAGUUUGCGCCUGGCAGAUUUUUAUGCAGCAAAAAAGCCCUAUUGGUAUGACGAUAUACACUGCCUUAAUUUGCAAGGGUUGCCCUACGACUACCCACACUUGCUGCAUAAGUGAUGGUCCCUCUGUUGGCACCAGCCUAACUUCCCUCGCUUUGACAUCCUAUCGGUGAAAGGUGCUUUAAGUUGACAUUGACUUUGCUGCGCUUGAGGAUGCUUUUUGGCCACCUCGGCUGAAAAACCCAUAAUACAAGUCAAUGAAGUUUGGUAUUGCCUGUGCAGGGGCCAUGUCAUCGUUUGACCAUCCGACGUCCGUUUUCACUGGAGACCAGCCACGUUCGUGUAGGCUCAAACUGAUAGGGUGUCCACCAAACAUUCGAAAAUGUUCUCCGGUCAUCAGAGGGGCGUCACGCCUGGCUUAUUGACUGCGAAUCCGGUUUCCCAUAAGGUUCUCGGCUAUUUGUGCUCAGCAGGGAACCCUCCGCGUGUGGCGUUAAUCUAGGUGGAUGCUGCUGUUGUCAUUGCGUGAGAAGUUGCACCCUACGACGCCACUGGCCCCCUCGGUGUGUCCAAGCCAAACCCGCGUACUAUAGCUUUUCGACCGUUCAGCAGUCCGCUGGACUGCGGUUGCGUGAGGUGUCUUGGCGAAAGCAUGAUUUCCUAUGAUUCCUUUAUUCGAACUUGGACGUCUCCAUCCGCCCCUUUAGCACACCAGUCUAGGUUUUCAAAAUUAUACUGGUCGGUGGGCGAAGCCCUAUUCGGUGGCAGGCAAACUUCGCUAUGCCCUUAUACGGUCAUACCUUGUGACUUAUUUCUGGGUGACUAAUAUAUGAGGUCGGCGUUUAUUCAUCAGACGAGUCUUUAUCUCGUUGCUAAUCUUCGCUGAAGACCGUUUUGACAUUCGCGACCUGUGAACGUCAGGUGGGCCGCAGCUAGACUAACAGAGCUCUAAUCUCCACGAGGUUCCCAUCGUCCCACUGCACUCGGUUUCAUAAAUGGCGCAUUCGUCCAAAUUUAUUGUAAUAAUUAGGUGUUUUCCGUCGUGAUUUUGCGCAUUUACUGUCCUUAGGCUCUAGUGUUUCCCUCAGUACAAAAACAAUGGCCAAAACCCUACUGUUAAUCUCACCUUGUAUCAGCCCUGUAGUGGUCCAGGUGUCCUUUGUAAUGCACUCUCUGGGAUCACGCGUGGAUGUUGCGCGUUGGCUAAUAAGGAUGUUCCACAUGCAUUGGCAGUUGCGAAGUGAGAAAUAUAUCAUACGAAAUGUGACCGUUUCUGUCGACCUCUAAAAGUACACGCACCUGACUGAUGGGUGUGAGCUGUACAACACUACACUUUGGCGUUUUCACUGCGCAUGCAGUAGAGUGUGGAUGGCAGCAUGAAUGGCCAACGCCAUUUAUAGCUAUCGACCCUAUUUCGAAGGGGUGAUCCAAAAUAGCACUCCGAGGGUGCCAGCGUGUGGUAGCUGCCAGCUGCGGGCUUACAGGAACUUCUCUUUUCACAGUAACUCUGGCUGCUAACAUUACACCCGUUGCCACUACUUAGUGAAUGCGCUCUGCCCAACUGGAGUUCGGAACCGGUUUGACCUUUACCACAGACCCAGAAAAGUAGGCGCAGUUCGCUCUGCUGGAUGCGCCCCAGCCACCGUUAGAAUAGUGCAAGCAUAAAAAGGGCGCAUACAAGUUAUGGCUGAUCAUGUGACCCUUGACAGCAGUUUGAUACAGAUUUACUGGUUAAGGCUAAUCCAGACCUCUCGCAUCGGAUUAGGGGCGCCUUAUGCGUUCGAAACCUAACCAGCACUAUCUACGGACGAGGGCUAGCUUGAAUUUGUUUGCAAGGCCCCUGCUAAUCUGCUUAUUAAGCACCAAAACAGUUUGAAAGUCGCAUGGGAGCAGGGUUCACCGGUGUAUCUGGAUUACAGGACAAAAUACGGACAAUUCUGUUUCGUCUUGGAGUUCCGGCCUAGAACAGAGCCCAUGUGGGCGAUCGCAUAAUGAUGAGCAAUCAGAGCUUGCGAGUUGUUUCCUACAAGGACAGACGGACAUAAUGGUUAUUUCUAGUUUAUAUGUCGUAGCUAUCCAUGCCUCCACUCGAGGCCGGGAAGACUGGAGAUUUGAAUCCUAAUUAGUUGAUCAUUGAGAAUCUGAGUUAGACUUUGAGCCUCCUAUGCAAACGACCCUGCUGUCCACGGUGGUAAAAUGUGUCUCUGCUUUCCGCUGUGGCUGCACGAGUGGUGUGAUACAACAGAAGUCUUAUAUUACCGCCUGUUAAGGCUGGAUAAACUGGAUUUUCGCACUAACUCAACGAAGGCUCUGUUGGCUCAGGUUGGAAACUGUCGGCCACAAACUUCUUAUUUUAUGAACUACGCAACUGCAGUCCUGCUCUCCUCAGCACUUAAGUGACUGCGCAAUUUCGCAAAACCCCAUAACAUAACGAGCGACAACUCGGCCCCAUUGACCGCUGUCAAAGUUUUAGCCGCUCUUAACUCCCCACCCUACCUUUUUGCAGCAAGCACUCUCGACUGGCCCUAGGCUGUGGUGGUUAUGCCACAUUCGUUUAUAAUACCAUUCAUUGUUGCAUCCUCAACCAUCUUACGUUGGUAUAUGUGUCAGUAUUAGGUUCCCUUAUAUGCCCUUUUUGGAUACUCCCCCGAUGUGAUGUCCAGGUGUGUGAGGUCUGUUUCUUGCCGGUCGGGGGAUCAGCACAUGUGCACUACGCCGGAGACACAGCUGAACUGUCUAUUCACCCACUGCGUCUCACCUCAUCUUACUACUGGCUUCGUUUUGGCAUUGGUAUGCAAUGAAGUUGGACAGAGCGAGAAUUCAGUGCCGCAAAAGUCUCUCUCACCGUAAUCAGUUUUGCGCGCCUUUGAGCCACUACGACGUCCCUGCAGUCAUGGUUUCCAAGCUCACCGACAAGGGGGAUCACUCGCUCGGUGGAGCUAGGAGUCACGUCCCAGUGGCCUCUUUCUGACGUAACCUCCUGGCAACUCUGACCGUUGGCAUCCAAACGUGCGAAACUCGACUUGUGCGUCGUAGCAGUGGGGACGGAGUCGAGCGUGGCAGACGUAGGCGUACUGUGGCUGCGUCAGUCACUUCGCUCGCACCCACCUCCCGUCGCCUUGGCAUUUCUUGCCAUCGAAGCGAGGUGUGGGUAAUGAGAGGAAGAGCGCGGCUGAUGCCGCACAAGCCAGCCUCACUACAAAGUAAUUCACGCGCACAUCACCGGUGCUGCGCCCAUUCUGUGGGGCACGCGGUGCACGUUGUCGCCUGCGACAGUCGAACUGCCCAGACCGAGACUCUGCCACGUUCAUAUCCUGUUUCCUUAGCCUUAUCCCGUCAUUAAAACGUCUGUAUGGGAUGUACGAAUGAGGUCCAUUCCGCGUAAUUUUCCAUUACUGCGAUUCAAUUGGGACAUAAUUUUCCACUGCUUCCUCCAGGAUAUUGGUGACUCUCACCGUGUUUGACGGAGGAACCAUCAUAUUCCAGCGUGGUUUAGUGUUCAACCCACACAUGCAGUGACUCGGUCGCUGAAUCAUCAAUAGGCGUCCUGGUGGUCUAAGUUCCAAGCAUCUUCGGAGCCUGCCGACGGCGAAUGGCGUCGCAGACUGGAAUGCCGAAGCUUUCUACAUCGCAAAUGAUUCCCAAAUUAGAGUUUUACUCAACUACCUUCCACAGUUUGGUACAUUUUUGCAUCCUCACAGGUCACAAAGUGUAGUUUUCGAUAAAUUACCGCCGAUUCUCGUGAAAGUGUGCACAUACCCAAGUCAACUUACCGCCGUCGCAUGGAUUUUCGCACACUAACAACCAUGUGAAUCUGCUGCGAGGCUGUGCGGCUGUGAUUCUCACCGGAGCGUUGAAUAUAACUGGGGGUUUCAGUGGCCGCACUCUGAACUGAUGGAAGGAGCAUGCACUUGCACAUACUCGGGCACAAACGCACCAUAGCUGCGGUCGUAACUUCAAGUACAGCUCUUAACCCCGGCGCGUUAUGGCCCCACCCCCUCACCAUAGUGCCGGGUAACGGUCGGAAGUUUAGGUCGUGUUUGUCGUUCACCCACCUUACGUUUAUGCAUGAAAGGUGUGGGACUUCUGUUCCACGCUAGUCUGUGUUAAAAGUCCACAUCAGUAAACAUUUUUGUUCGAAAAUCGAUAUCUUACGAAUCCCUGGGCAUUCCAGAUGUGAGACACUUAAUGGUCUUGGGAUGAGCAAAAUGUAUAUUCUUCAAAGUUCUGGUACUAAUUUCUUAUUUCAUAAAAUGUAUGCUGUUAAGAGGGAUGUUUUCUGUGAUUGACUUUGACACCUUGUCGCCGAGUUGUGGCCACCCAUCAUGAUUCCUACAAUCAAAGUCGAACCAUCAGCUUUGUACAAUAGCGUCCUCUUGUUGCCAUAAUAGAUUGCGAGACUGGGCUGGAAACCUUUUGACUCAUACCGUCAUUGGUGACCGCACAAGGAUUGUUCACGUCUAGAAAACAUUGGUGAGAUGAUUAUGGAGGGAGACUGACGGCCAAGAUAAGGGCAGAUCAGCAAGUGUAAUAGUUGUAAGAUGAUACAGAGCCCAUAUUGCGUUUCUGUGACAUCCCCCAGCGUUUCCUGCUGCCUUCCUUCCUGAAACACAGCUGUGCUAGCUUUUUCGUUUUCACCGCAUAUCCUCACCUGAUUCGCUCUCAUCUUUGACUUGAACAGACAGGAUCCGCCUCUUAGUAUGCCUAAAACGUCACCUAGCAAACAAAGAUCGUCUGACCGACCAAAUAAACACGAAAAACGUUGGCGGUUCGACCGUGCCGUGUUCUCAGACGCCUGUGGGCUAAAUCCGCCACAUUAUGUGUGUCUUCUGUCCCAAGAGAUUGUUGUUGUUAGAUGAGGAACUGCUCCACACGGUGCCACUGCUUCCAGCGGGAAGUCCAACCAGAACGUACGUACCAAAGUCCAGUCGAGCCAUGACUAACCAGGCAGCGUUUAAGCGAGGUGGCUUGGUGGAGGAAUGGUUUCCUGUAAUUCUUGAGCUCGAAGUCGGACGUGGAAGGGGGAGGUAGGCUUUAUCUAUGCUAGCAGGCACCCAGCAUACUCUGGGUUCUAGGAGUCUACCUUAAGUCCGCCGCCUGGGCACUGCGUGUUUUCCCCUUAUCGGGACGGCAGUUGGCAUACUCGCAAUUUCAGACGUUGACAUCAGCUGUGCUCACUUACCUCUUCCCGACGGCCUCUUUGCCAACCGCCUUCAAUGGUGUUUUGGUAACACGAGAGGUAGCUUAUUUCUCUAACCUGCGUCAAUGGUAUCUUUGUAUGGCGUAAGGGUUGCCCACUGCCAUAAAGCCACCUUACAUUUUCCUAAAGUGCCAAAUACCUUCAAACCUUGACCAUCAUGAAACAAGCUGCACUAAAACCGACACGAGUCAAUCGCUAUCGCAUACUUACAGUGUUAAUGACAUGCGUUUCUUACAACGCUCUUUCCAGGUCACACCGAACCCCCAAACGAGUAUGCCCUUGCCAGGCCUAGACGCCUUUAAUUCCUCAAUGAUUCUCGAUUGCAACUUAAAUUGCGCAUUAGCAUCGAUGUUUCUAAUGCAUCUCGUUUCUUUGAUUUUAUUCAGGGUAGUAAAGACAAUAUGAGUAUCCUCCUAGUCGGCCUAAACAAACUUCCGGAGGUCGAUCCUGAAAUCGUCCGCCAGGAUGAAGAACUAGAAGCUUCCAUACGCCAGAUUAUCGAAAGUAAGUGCAGUUGCGACCUUUUCUGUCAUCUAUAUUGUGAUAAAACGCCACCGAAUCAGACACUGCUGCAGAAACUGUCGCACUCCCUCCUCCCUUAGUCUCCCUUCCCCACAAAUCACAUUUUCACAAAGGAGUGUCAACAGUCAAACACUGGGGGGAUGGGAGAGACGGGGGCCUGAAACUCAUCGUGCAUUGCCACACAACAGAACCGUCUUGGAAGUCACCAAGCAGCGCGCGCCUCGGACACCGACCUGUGGUACUUAUUCGUUGUCCGGGUCAAGACUCGCUACUUACUUGGGAACGUCAACAAUUCACCACUAUGUAAUUACUCGGCAGGACUUGAAGCCGAUCUCAGCGCAUGAGGUGGAAAAAUGCACGCUAGCACGCCGCCACACACAGACUCGAAAAUGACUACGGAAGUGUUUUUUUGACAGUGUGACGGCAGUUCGUCCGUCACGGACAACGAUAUCCACCCUGUACCCCCCUGCAUGGUGGGCGCAGGGACGGUGAAUUAUGCGUGAGUUAGUUUAUAGUGAUAAUCGACAUACGCUGUGUUUACCGCAUUCCCUUCCCUCAUCCACCUUAGUCCGGUAACCAAAGGCAGGCUCUGGCGCAUUGGCUGACACGGCCUGUUUAUGCGCGUCACACACGCCUGGUCCACGCACGCUGGACCAGGUUUACGCAGAGAACCAACAAGGGGACGGCUCAGAUCCCAACCCAGUGUAGGUAUGUCAUGGAGACCACACUGUGAAAGAGCUAUUGCAGCCUGACUCCGCUCCGAGACAUGGGUCAAGUCACCUCGUCAGUUGUCAGCCUCCCAAGCUACGGAUUUCAGCGCACCGUGGUAGUCUAAAAGCGCGUGAAGAAUGUGCACUGAGUGCCGUUGAGAGCAAGUCCUCAGAGUCAACCCACCCUAUCUUCCCCCUCCCAGGCACCAGUCCAUUUUCCGAGCCGGUCAUCCAUCUGAUGGUGGAAUCUGGCAGGAGUAGCUGACAGCCAAAUGGCCCGUCUGUACGUGCCACACACCAGCAACAGCAGGUUUUCGCGGCAGUUCGACCGACGUGAUCGACGAUGUCCAUCGUGUGCUCCACAGCAGGGUGAGGGCGCGUACGGUGACUUGCACGUGAGGUAGUCAGUCUAUAAUGAAGGUAGACUUGCGCCGCAUCUGCCGCACUUUCUCCUUCCCGCCUGAACCCGCUGUUAUAACAGCUUUUAAAAGACCGGAGGCGGGAGAGGACGUAGACGGCUGGCACGGCAAAAUCCGCACCUAGGCGGCGUACCGCCACACACCCUGGCCAGGUUUUUACUCUAAGGGAAAGGGGGGACGGCUUGUAUCGCGGCGUGAGUCUGCACCUGGGUCCGCCGCGACACCCCAAUCUUGGCGUUUGUUGUGCGUGCGCAUUCCCAAUAACGCCUUCCGACCUUCUGUUGUUGAGCAACAGGCUCAUGCGCUGUCGUCUGCUGUCGGCAGUAUUCGCAGUACCAUAAGAGUUACGUCCACUGAGCUAUUCUGACUGCUGGAAGCAGGACGCAUUUUUCGUAUUCCACCGUUCAAUCAGGCGCAACUUGUGAAUGUGGCUCAAUUGAGCGAGAUGUUUUAGCGACAGUGGCUGGGGGCACUGGGAUACUAUCGGUCUGACAACGAAACCUAUCAAACAGAACGGAAUUACCAGAUUAGGUAUCCUAGAUAUUUUGUACACCGAUGCAUGAGACCACAAGAGUUAAAAGAAAAAGACAAGGAACUAGAUGGUUCCGAUCAGGCGCCCAAACCAAAAAACUGGCGAACGCUUCCGUACAUUAAGAAUGUGUCCGAACUAGCUGAAAGGCACCUGAAGAAGCACCAAAUACGUGCCUUUAUCAUGCGCCGCUGUGCUGCUGCCGGUUUGGCUCGUGAGAGAGCCCGUAAGGCACAACAGGGGACGAGUGAGUUCCGUGAGAACGAUCGGUGAGCACCCCUCCACCAUUACCGACAAAACCAAGGGAGAGCGGAAUAGCCAUUUCUGGCUUCCUAGCUAUCAUCAGCUCGAGACUCAUGUUGCACCGCGCGCCGUCGUGUACUACAUCUGCACAGGUGGUAAACCUCAGGUGACAUCGCGGGUACAUAACGUGGGGUUAGAGGGUGGCCAAAUAGCACUUGGCAGGGCUAAUUACAUUGCCUCGAGCGCUCUCUUGUCACGUGCAUGUGGCGGGAUGCCUGGACACCAUAUAGUGCACCCGUGAGUCUGUGAAAUAUACCACCUGCCUCCCCAUAUGGUCCUAUCAAUGAAGAGUUCAAGUGUUGGCCUUUAUCUCUUCAGGUACAAUCGAGGGCGCAGCCAACAGCGAUACACCUCUUACCUCCACUUAUAUCGCCAAUAUCGUCCAAUCCCAAGUCUUACCCAACUACCCACCUGGUGGAUUUGUAACAAAGUAAGUUCGCUUUUUUCUCAGUCGCCAAUGUGACAAUUACUUUUUCUUCUUUUAGACGAGCCUUUGUAGAGAGCAUCUGUGCACGGCACGCACAAGUUUCCGAAUGGUACGUUAAAUCGCCCGUUUAAUUAAUAUACCCUCUCUCCCUCCCUGGUCUUUCCGUCACAAGAAUCGGGCCUCAAAAUCGGAUUUGGGAUCUAGGAUCUCACAUGAGUCAGUGUGCCGUAAAGGCGACAUUAAGGAGUGGGCAUUACAGCUCCACGGGAAUGAGCAAACUAUUCCUUCAACUGGAACCCUUCCAAACCAUGACCGUGCUUUGCGAUAAUUUAAUUGGCAAAUCAGGGCUACGGUAGUGGUGCACUCGGUUGCCACAUCAAGUUUCAUCGUACUAAUAAAAACCAGUCUGACCCACUUGACCGGUGACACGUUGCCUAGUCUGGCCGCCUUCUUUAUGAAUCGCCUCAUGUUUCUGCCCCACCUGCAUGCACAACUAUUCUUAUUUUGGCCUAUAAGCGACUUGCGUUUUGGUACUUUAAGCAUGUCUGGCUCGCAGAUAAGGAUAGGGAGGCGACCUUUUACGGUUAAAAUAAUUAAAUGAGUUUAAAUUAGUCCCAAAUGACGGCUUUUGGAAGAACCGCUCCAGCUUUGAGUGUCAGGAGCGAUUACCAAUUUUUCUACUGGACAAUCUUCGGUUUGGUAUCUUUUUAGGUGUCUGUGUGCAAAAGUUCGAACUCAUAAGUCUUCAUUAUAACAUGUGAAUUUCACGGUCAGGCGCGAGACGGUGUCUUAUUUCUAACAACUCAGUAGACUCGUCUUGCGUGCCAGGAAGAAGCGAAUGUCAAUGAGUUUGCGCAAUUAGCAGGCUUUUCUGAGUAUCGGAGACAUCGCAGAUUCGUGCCCACCCAAAAGCAAAACGCACUCUGGCUGGGUUUUCUUUGAUCUAUCUAGCGCACCAAAUAUGCUGCAAUUGCACUACCAGUUGGCGUUUAAAUGGAAUGAAGCACUCUGAGCGAUGAAACAUCAUUGCUGAGAGCCUAAGUUAUCCGGUUUUGAGGACGGUUUCAGCACAUCCACCUUCAAAUUUUUAGGAACCAAACAGGCAAAAGUCAGCAGAAACUUAGCUUAAUCGAGACACGGAAGACUGGAGUGGCCAUUUCCAAUCUAGUCAUCUUCCCCCGAUAGCUUUGGGUCGUAGAGACCUGAGGUUUAAACCCCUUUAAUCCGUGUCCUUGUACCAGUUGCUAAUUGGGUAACCUAAGUGGUAGUAAAACAAGGGCAGUUAACUACCAGGCGAGGCUAAAUGACCCUAGUUUGAAUUGCUCGUCCUCUUUUAUCCGCUGUCUGUCAUCGCAGUAGGCGUUGCAGUCAGCACGAAUCUUCCCGGCAGCUGCUAAUGCCGCGCACUUCAGACCGUUUGCGCACUUUGGGACACCAGAUCUGGAGUGAGCUUUCGAAUUCGUCUAUCCCUUUUUGGCUGACUUCAGCGACCCAUCGUUAGGUAGUUUGUGCCAUGACCAUCGGAAUCCCAUUCUCCAUUCCGUGGGUGCUACCACAGCAGAUGGGCACUGUGACGCUGUAUACUUGGGAAAUGAUAGGGUCUAGGUCUAUAAGUGGCCGUUGUGGACACCUUUAGUCCUGUCAACACUCCUCUGUCUACACACUCUCGUGAAGCUGCGGACUGCUCAAGAGGGCGGCGGCUACAAGGCCACUUCGGCCCUUCAAACCGAUGAAGCAUUGGCCAAAAUCCUUAGGUAUGAUUUCAAAUCGAAACCUACUAGUUUGGUGAUUUUGCAAUAUUAACCAACAUUAAUGGUAUCCCUACUUAUUUCGAAUGUGGUAACGUGCUGGCUUUCAAUCGCGACUGUUUCCAGCCACCUGUGUAAAUCACUGGAAAAAUGGUGCCUCUUAGUUAAUUUGGCCCCUUCCACCGCUUUUCUAUGCGUAAAUAUUUUGAGAGGGCCAACAUUGCGAAGGAAGCAGCAGUUAAUGACCCUACCGCAUUACUGCGCCUCUCAGUUAACUGCAAUCAACCUUUGCCUGCUUACAUAUCAUUGGACGUUGGCAUGUGAACAGUGUAGAAUAAAUACAACACGGUAGGUGAUAAACAACAUUGGGGGCUAUAAAUUAUAAGCAGCCUAGGAACACAACCAAGCCUAUAAAGGGUAUUAGGGAGGCGGGCCAUGUUAAGCAGGCUAGAACAAGUUGAACGCGACAAGUAAUAAAGAACAUGAACAAUUAGUCGGAUGUACGAGAGGGCACGGCCAGGGUUUGUGGGAGCAGAAGCAGGAUGCGAUCCAUUUAGACGAGCGCCCGCUACCAUCGCAAGGCCGGCCACGUGACCCGACCACUUGCACAGCGUUGACCUUACUGGUGCGUAGGAUACGUAGGCCAUCCUUGCACUAUUCGGGGUCUUAGAUGCCAGCAUUGAAUCCAUAGUGUGAUCAGUGCCCAAGUAUGCCUCGGCAUUGGACUUUUGGACGUCUUGUUUUAUGCCCCCGGAAGUCAUUUUGGUAUAUUUGACCGACAUAGUUGUCAAGUGUCCUCGCGUGCACCCAGUGCGCUAGCAUCCGUAAGUACAUGCAAACUCGUAAACACGAUUAGAGGUGACGCGCACGUGCGUGCUACGAAACCCUAACUUGGUCAUAUCAGAGAGGCAGGUCGUCACUGGUUUUCUUCGGAACUGGAAACCAAUUUAUCCCACUUCUCGUUAAAUGUCUCCCUACACCUAAUACUUUGUAGGUCUUUUGAGAAAUUUAUGUAGUUAUCUGUCUUAUUAGUGAGCUACAUUUCAGCGAAGCAGUCAGACUGACAGAAAAGUGCGUUCCUCCGUCUUUAAGUUGUAAGAAACCUCGUGAAAUGCAUGUGCUGUUAUUGCCGCUUUGGCGUCUAACAACCCAGCUGCUGAAUGGGUGUAACUUGUUCCUGACAUUGGUCUACGUUUCGCUAAGGCCGACGUCAUCUAUUACGACGAAACUGUCACCCAUGGUUUGUUGUUCAAAGCCUUUCUUAAGAGCAUCCGCCAAAACUGCCCAUUGCUGAGCCAUAAACCUGCCCUUAAAAAUGAACUACACACUUGGUGCAUAGCUGCAGUGGUUCACACAACUGCCUGGCCUCCAAGUCGGUUUCAGUCGCAGAUUCGGAUAUUUUAUCGUCAAUUCUAUCCCGUAACAUCGGCAAACAGGCUCAUCACUCCCAGCGAAAUCGUAUGGAUGUUCUCUAGGCUAGUAUCACGCUGUCCGUCGACGAACCUAAGAGCGCCUUUUACAUUUAGGUAAGUUAACGCGGACUAGCUUGACUGCCCACUGUGCGCAUUUGUUGUGGAUAGAAUCAAUCCUUGUAGAAAACUGAGAAACGAGGGAGCAGCCUCAUAUCCACAACUCAUAGGCUCACAUGUUCUCGGGUUAUUCGGACUACCUAACAUCUGUAAAACUGCUCUGCCACUGCGACCUAGUCUGUGAUAGAAUCCAUGUCUCCCGUAUACCUUAUAAAGAAGCCAAAACAUCAUUCUCGAUUGUCAACAGAAGCGAAGAGCCGAGUCCCAGGAAGCAGUCGUGAAGAAAGAGACACGAUCGCUAGGACGAGAGCUUUAUUAGCCUGAUGUUUCGGAUUCCUGCUCGAACCCAUUGUCAGAGACAAAAGCAGAUUAUGCGAAGGGGGCUGCAGUAUUUAUAGGAUGCCGUCGCCAUGCUACCGAGUUCCUAUGAUUAUUCACGGCUCUCCCCCUUCAUCAGGGAUCGUUGCACUUGGUGUGAUGACUGUUUGAUGGCCGACAUUCGUGUCGUUAAUUGCUGCAAUCUCAUCGAGUAUGCCAAAUGUUGAGAAGUUAACUUGAUUGCCCACUUGUACAAUGGUUGUUCAGACAACUGUAGAGUCCAUGACAUCACGGAUUUCAGUGCGGCCCGUGUUCUUUGAUCCCUGGCUUGACCUCCCGCGACCGUAGUGCAUAAAGAGAACCGCUGUUAGGAGAGGUCAUUGGCAGCGAAGUAAUAACUCCUUUAGCCGUCACCCUGAAUCUUAGUAUGCCUCGAUCAGGUUCGUGAAUUCCGGGAGUAUGCCAGCACCCUUAAUUAUCGUCCAGAGAGAAUUUCAGUCGGCUAAGUCGAACUCUGCAACAGAAUCCAGUCAAGUCGCGAAAAGUCCCAUUGAAGAAUUCAAAAGACAAUUUGGUCGGCAGACAUCAUCUGUCGAAAACAACGCACCUCUGCUGGCAGAGUUUUAAGGGUAGGUAUUUAAGCGAUGCCUACUGCCAGACCGAAAAAUCUAUCAGGUUUUAUUCGUUCCUACGUCCCUGACCCGGAGUCAAACGGUUCCAGAGGAUACGUGUUGAGACCUCUGUGCCGUCGUUGAUGAAUGAAGCCGGUGCGUCUGUAAUUUUAACAUUCCAUCUUGUUUCCUAUCUCUGAACAGGGAAGGAGAACGUCAUUCAGUUCCUUGGGGCACACUUAGUGUGGGGCACCUAAUCAUCAAUCUUUCGACGCAACUCAGAAAUGAUGUCCGUUACCGAUGACGGACUUUUCAGGUGCUUGGCGAGUGGUUAAGCUAGGGGUGGCCGACAAUGAUGACGUGCGCUCCGGCCUAGCUUGGAGAAAACAUCCGAAGUUUGGGAUUUAUCCAAAAGCUCCAGGAAGUAGUUAUGGGCAAUUUCUGGUGUCUCCACAUUUCUGCAGCGAGCCUUGAAAAGACCAACUGCCCACAAACGGCCUGUAUCCAUAGCGUAGCGGUGACAACUACAAAGACUGCAAAUGCACGCUUGCCUGGAGAAAUCUUCUCAGUCUCCAUCUCUUUGUUCGCCCAAUCCACCACGCACUUUCCAAUUAGGCAGACUCUUGUCGACGCCCGUACGUCAUUCAAAAUACCACAUAAUGACACAUUCUUGCAGUGGUGUGGAAGCUUGUGUGGUUGUGGACCCCCAACAGACCUUGAUUUUUUUGAGAUUUUAUCCUGUGGUAGUUCGGUUCGUUGCAGCCUGGCGUCAGGGUAGCAGUGGAAGGCAAAACCCUCUUUGAUGAUCCACAGCGAUCUGCACAUCGCUACCGUUGUAGUCUUUCUCGUGGACAGUGAACCCUGAUGGGUUUGCCUCCGAGUUUUAAUUGGCUUACUAUCUGCCUGUCUGGCAGAUUUUCCGUAUCAACCACUUGAGGACGCGCCGCCACGAAACGCUCAUUUCGCCACUUGUUGCCUUUAAAACCCUUUUCUGUCUUUAAUUAUUCUGAUUGAUCUCAGGAAUACUCAUCCAUAUUGCUGUGCCCUGCACAAUGUGUGUGCUAUUUCUUUCUGCACUAUUUUAGCUUUCCUACCGAGUGA
Messenger RNA from Spirometra erinaceieuropaei, 32297 nucleotides. NCBI's taxonomy places the organism in Eukaryota, Metazoa, Platyhelminthes, Cestoda, Diphyllobothriidea, Diphyllobothriidae. The record is from the annotation of a GenBank genome assembly.